AUGGAAUUGAAAUUUAAAAUUAAAAUCGGGAGCGGCUCCUUUUGCUUCCCCGUACGCAGAAUUCGAUCUGUGUCUGUACAACCCGGCAACGAACUCAAAACCUCCCGCGAAACCCUAGCUCUGUAUUUCCGUCUGUUUCUUGAACAGCGCGAAGAAGAAACUGAACCCACCAUGAGUCGACCAAUGGAAGAGGAUGCUCCAGGCAAGGAGGAAGAAUUCAGCACAGGUCCACUUUCUGUUCUUAUGAUGAGUGUGAAGAAUAACACCCAGGUGCUGAUAAACUGCAGGAACAACAAGAAGCUUCUUGGGCGUGUGAGGGCAUUUGACCGUCACUGCAACAUGGUAUUGGAAAACGUCAGGGAGAUGUGGACUGAGGUGCCUAAAACAGGGAAGGGCAAGAAGAAGGCACAACCAGUGAACAAGGACAGGUUCAUUAGUAAAAUGUUUCUGCGAGGCGAUUCAGUCAUCAUUGUGCUCAGGAACCCUAAAUGA
Molecule: messenger RNA, 492 nt
Organism: Linum trigynum
Lineage: Eukaryota; Viridiplantae; Streptophyta; Magnoliopsida; Malpighiales; Linaceae
Source: the annotation of a GenBank genome assembly